AUUUUUAUCUUCACGUUAUUCAACCCGGUGCAUCAAUGUGUAUCCUUCGGACAUGCAUAACAGGAACUAGAUUACUCGUUUACCUGGUCGAGAUAUACGGCUCAAGGCAGGUUUCGCCGGUCGACAAAUGGUGCUUACUUUUCGGAGACACCCGACCCCACUCUGAACAUGUAUCUCCAACAUGACCACAGCUAGACUAGGCUAUUAUCUGUGUGUUUUACUGGUGAUGACACACUUGUGAUUGAUUUCAUAGAAUAUGGCAUACCAUAUAUCUAAAGGGAUGACUAAAACAUCUCCAUUGGUUACAUUUUCGUCAAUUUUAGACAUUUUCAGAAAGUAUCGCCAAAUAACAGUCUACAUAUUGAUAACCUGUGUUGUGGGGGUCAAUGUAUAUGUGAAUAACUCUACAUGUGUGACUGAUGUUGAAAGAGUCCCAUAUUGUCCGGCAACUGAAGAAAAAUGGCGUAUGGCUGCUGAACGGAAAAACUGUUCCUCGAAGAUUCCUGAGUGUCCUUACACGGAUCCACUGAAAUAUCACUGCCUCAUCAAUGCCUGGCGAAACGAGACUUAUGAAUUAUGUGGUGUAGAUACAGAAAUCAUAGGGUUUUCUUGUGCAGAAUACAAUGCGGGUGGAAAGAAGAUACAGCCAAACUACGCUAGUAGAUGUGAAUAUUUUGAUCCUGGCUGUCCUUUCAAGUAUAAUUCUUCAACAGGGUACUUUUAUCCGAAGUGCUAUCAGAUAUUACAAAAUGACCACAUAGUAGUCGAAGCUCUUAGUACCCGACAACCCGAUGAUACAACUGUUGUAAAUGUGACUUCUGCACAACCCGAUGAUACAACUGUUGUAAAUGUGACUACUUCACCAAGUGAGGAUGAAACGUCACCAUUUGCCAUCGCUGCACCUCUUCUUCUCGUAUUUUUGCUGAUUGUGAUGGGUAUACCACUGUACAUAAAGAUAAAGAAAAUACUCGAAAGACGGAUGCCGAGAAACGAUGAAAGGGAAACUACAGAAGAUACCCCAAUGGUCGAAACGGUGUGAUAACAAAUAUUAAUAUCUCAUGUAAUAUAGUCGAAGCCGAUUGGUCGAGAACAUUUGAAAAAACAUUGUUACCCUCUGAGAACAGAAAGCACACGCUCGAGCGUGAUGGUAUUUAGCAACGGGUAACAUCACUCCAUAACAGGUAAUAUUAUUUAAAUAUUGAAUGUACUUGAUGGCAUUGAACAUUUUCAUUCCGAGAAAACCAUUGUCAAUCGAGGCGUAGCCGAGGUUGAAAACGGUUUCUCGAGGAGUGAACAGGUGCAAUGCUACCCUCAACUGCAUGCAAUGUUUGUUUUAUUAUACUGAAUGUUAUACAAACAGCAAAGCAUAAAAACUUACGUUUGUUGACAUUUGCUAAAUCACUGUAAUGUGAUCAGUGGCGGAUUUAAGGGGAUGCAUCCCCCGCCCUAAAAAUGUUUAAUUUAAGGUAAAUCGUGGUAUCUUCUUUUGAGAAAUGUAAAUCAUUCAAGAAGCAAUAAUUUCUUCCACUCGCAGAGCAAUAAAUUACAAAAUCGUUUGAUAUAUUAGAAUACUUUUAAUGAAAGAACUUGCAUUUUUAAAACUAUUUUUUAUUAUCAAAAAUGACAGAAAAUAUAAAAACUGCCUACAUAGGUGACAUGGGAGACAUAUUUGAAUUCCUAUAAAAUCUCUAAAAUCCACGAGCGUCCAUUGGGGACCUCAAGGCGGCUCACAGACCACCUGCCUCAUAAAGUUGCCUCAUAAAUCCCCCCCCCCUAACCACAAUUUCUGGAUCCGCCCCUGGUAUAUCAAUCCGAGUAUGCGCUCAAACGACGUCGUUUAACAAUCUACGGAGAACCGUACGAGUAUAAAAUGGAAGUAUUUUUAUGAUAUCACCCGUUGUCAAGUAUUAUUACUCGUUACUAGAUACUAGUAUUUUGGAGCGUGAGCUUUCUGUUCUCAGAGGGUAACAAUAUGCUUUUAAAUGCUUCUCGACCAUCAGAUUCAAGUAUCUGUUGAUUAGUUGAGGAUAACACUCAAAAUUGCCACCACUCGAGAAACCGUUGUCACCCUCGGCAACUCCUCAGUUGACAAUGGUUUUCUUGCCCCAAUGUAACCCUCAAGUACAUGCAAUAUUCAUUUACUAGCACAUGUACAUGUACAAAUUGUUUUCUAUUAAAAUUGUUUUGAAAUUGUCAAUUUGACUGACUAAUGCACUUGUGUUUGCGGAUAUUAAACGAGCGUAAACAUGACGGAAGGUUUGCCCAUUGUGACGUCAUAAUAGACUGGAGUAAAAGCGUAACGUCAAAUGUAUACAUUUUGUACAUACAUGUAAUGUAUUUCAUAUAAAAAAAAUAAGACGUAAACAUCUAGCAAGGGCACACAUUCCAUGAAAAUGGGAAUAGCUUUCUUUUCAUUUUUAGCGACUGUUAAUGCUGAUUUGAUGGUCACAAACACCCGAUUCACCGGAAAAAUCGGCAUUAAGGCUCGCAAAUAAUAAACGAGAAGUUAAUUUUUCCUUAAAUGCAUAUUUUUUCAUUAUGUUGUCUAUUUUUAUUAGUGUAUCUGAUGUUCUUUUUAAACAUGGAGGCUAUCCUGCAAUAUCCACAAGAAUGCAUGUCUUAUUUCCCAAAUUAAUAGUAUGGAACAAUUGCGUAAAUUCAACUGCCGUGUAUAAUAACAUCAGUAUGCCAAUUUCACAUUUCGGAUUUUAUUAAAUACUCGACACUUUUAGUAAUUCCACUCUCAUUUGACGUCAUAAGAGUUUACAAAUUCAUUGAUUUAUUUCGAUUGAUGCAUGGUAUGAACUUAAAUUUUGUUGGAGUAUUUCCUGAUAGUAAUUGUAAAACAAUCUUAUUUAACAUACAAUAUUUUAUAAGUCUAAUGUAUGUAUGUUAAAUAAGUUUAUAUGUUUAUUUAAUAGUGGAUCCAAAGGCAAUAACUCUGUUUUUAUUUAUUUCAUUAUCGACUUCAUUGUACACUAUAUUUCCUUUAUUUUUCAAAUAUUUGGAAAUCAUUGAGAAUCAUUGAAAAUGUUUGUUAAUAAACAGUUUUAUGAAAUUCUCAUGAAUUCUAUUAUAUCCUUAUAACCAGAUUUUGUGUAAUUUCAAUAUUGCUGUUAAGGAGAUUGUAAUCUUUUCAUGAACGAUUAUUUUUGUACAUGCCUCGCAUCUUACAAAUUGCAAUAAACUACGCUGUAUAUAUUAUA
Ostrea edulis (European flat oyster) is the source of this 3206-nucleotide messenger RNA. RefSeq lists its product as uncharacterized. Bases 257 to 1039 code for a protein of 260 amino acids. The transcript is spliced from 9 exons. The record is from RefSeq and is a predicted model, not a curated record. NCBI's taxonomy places the organism in Eukaryota, Metazoa, Mollusca, Bivalvia, Ostreida, Ostreidae.